Erinaceus europaeus (western European hedgehog) is the source of this 1485-nucleotide messenger RNA. Its product is annotated as zinc finger protein 14-like. The coding region runs from base 1 to 810 and encodes 269 amino acids. Gene Ontology annotation, biological process: regulation of transcription by RNA polymerase II. The transcript has 2 exons. Gene Ontology annotation, molecular function: DNA-binding transcription factor activity, RNA polymerase II-specific; RNA polymerase II cis-regulatory region sequence-specific DNA binding. Lineage: Eukaryota; Metazoa; Chordata; Mammalia; Eulipotyphla; Erinaceidae. The record is from RefSeq and is a predicted model, not a curated record. Gene Ontology annotation, cellular component: nucleus.
AUGUCAGUGGGCAAAAAAAGUCAGAAUCGUAGAAAAUCUCAAAAAUGUGAAGUAUACAACAAAUUAUUCACUUAUUCUAAUCAUCUUCAGCAACAUGAAAGAACUCACAGUGGAGAGAAACCCUAUGAAUGUAAACUAUGUAGUAAAACAUUCAGGCAAUCCAGUAGUCUUCAGAAACAUCAAAAAAUUCACAGUGGAGAGAAACCCUAUGAAUGUAAAGUAUGUAGUAAAGCAUUCACGCAAUCCAGUAAUCUUCAGACACAUGAAAGAAUUCACAGUGGAAAGAAACCCUAUGAAUGUAAAGUAUGUAGUAAAGCAUUCAGGCAAUCCAGUAAUCUUCGGACACAUGAAAGAAUUCACAGUGGAGAGAAACCCUAUGAAUGUAAACUAUGCAGUAAAACAUUCAGGCAAUCCAGUAGUCUUCAGAAACAUGAAAGAACUCACAGUGGAGAGAAACCCUAUGAAUGUAAACUAUGUAGUAAAACAUAUGGGCAAUCCAGUCAUCUUCGGAGACAUGAGCUAACUCACAGUGGAGAGAAACCCUAUGAAUGUAAACUAUGUAGUAAAACAUUCAGGCAAUCCAGUAGUCUUCAGAAACAUGAAAGAACUCACAGUGGAGAGAAACCCUAUGAAUGUAAACAGUGUAGUAAAACAUUCAGGCAAUCCAGUCAUCUUUGGACACAUCAAAAAAUUCACAAUGGAGAGAAACCCUAUGAAUGUAAACUAUGUAGUAAAACAUUCAGGCAAUCCAGUAGUCUUGAGAAACAUGAAAUAACUCACAGUGGAGAGAAACCCUAUGAAUGUAAAUAGUGUAGUAAAACUCUCAGUUGUUCCCAGUAAUCUUCAGACACAUGAAAAAGUUCACAGUGGAAAGAAACCCUAUGAAUGUAAACAAUGUAGUAAAACAUUCAGUUGUUCCAGUCAUUUUCAGAGAAAUGAAAGAAUUCUAACUGGAGUGAAACCCCAUGAAUGUAAACAAUGUAGUAAAGCAUUCAUGGGUUAUAGUUCUCUUUAGUUACAUGAAAGAACUUACAGUGGAGAGAAAGAAACCUAUGAAUGUAAACAAUGUAAUCAAACAUUCAUUCAUGCCAGUUUACUUUGGAGACAUGAAAGAUCUCAUAGUGGAGAGAAACCCAAAAACAUGGAUUCUCCCUGUCAUCUUUGUCAACAUAAAAUAACUCACAAUAAAGAGAAAUUUGAUGAAUUCGGGCUGUAGCACAGCGGGUUAAGCGCAGGUGGCGCAAAGCACAAGGACCUGCAUAAGGAUGCCGCUUCGAGCCCCGGAUCCCCACCUGCAGGGGAGUCGCUUCACAGGCGGUGAAGCAGGUCUGCAGGUGUCUCUUUCUCUCCUCCUCUCUGCCUUCCCCUCCUCUCUCCAUUUCUCUCUGUCCUAUCCAACAACGACGACAACAACAAUAAUAACUACAACAAUAAAACAACAAGGGCAACAAAAGGGAAUAAAUAAAAUAAAAAUUAAAAAAAAAU